Otolemur garnettii (small-eared galago) is the source of this 1422-nucleotide messenger RNA. It is a transcript of the gene SS18L1, whose product is annotated as SS18L1, nBAF chromatin remodeling complex subunit. The record is from RefSeq and is a predicted model, not a curated record. Gene Ontology annotation, cellular component: nucleus. Gene Ontology annotation, biological process: positive regulation of transcription by RNA polymerase II; positive regulation of dendrite morphogenesis. NCBI's taxonomy places the organism in Eukaryota, Metazoa, Chordata, Mammalia, Primates, Galagidae. The coding region runs from base 100 to 1368 and encodes 422 amino acids. The transcript is spliced from 10 exons. Gene Ontology annotation, molecular function: transcription coactivator activity.
UCCCACCCCCCGCGACUGCGGAGAAUGAGCCCCUCGGGCCGCGGAUCGCAGCCGGAGAGCCCACCCCGGUGAUUCCGGGCUGAGCUCUGCGCCGCCAGCAUGUCGGUGGCCUUCGCGUCCGCCCGGCCGAGAGGCAAAGGGGAGGUCACGCAGCAAACCAUCCAGAAGAUGCUGGAUGAGAACCACCACCUGAUCCAGUGCAUCCUGGAAUACCAGAGCAAGGGCAAGACGGCCGAGUGCACCCAGUACCAGCAGAUCCUGCACCGGAACCUGGUGUACCUGGCCACCAUUGCAGAUUCCAACCAGAACAUGCAGUCCCUGCUCCCAGCCCCACCCACCCAGAACAUGUCCCUGGGCCCCGGAGCACUGACGCAGAGCGGUUCCAGCCAGGGCCUGCACUCCCAGGGCAGCCUGAGCGAUGCCAUCGGCACUGGCCUGCCCCCGUCCUCCCUCAUGCAGGGCCAGAUCGGCAACGGUCCAAACCAUGUGUCCAUGCAGCAGACGGCACAGAGCACGCUGCCCACCACUUCUAUGAGCAUGUCGGGCAGUGGCCAUGGCACUGGGCCUGGCUACAGCCACUCGGGACCUGCCUCGCAGAGUGUCCCCAUGCAGGGCCAAGGCGCCAUCGGCAGUUAUGUGUCCCGGACCAACAUCAACAUGCCGUCCAACCCAGUGUCCAUGAUGCACCAACAGGCAGCCACACCCCACUAUAACUCGGCCCAGGGAGGGAGCCAGCACUACCCAGGUCAGACGUCCAUCGCCAUGAUGGGCCAGGGUGGCCAGGGGAGCGGCAUGAUGGGGCAGCGGCCCAUGGCGCCCUACCGGCCCUCCCAGCAAGGCUCAUCCCAGCAGUACCUGGGCCAGGAAGAAUACUAUGGCGAGCAGUACGGCCACAGCCAGGGGGCCGCAGAGCCCAUGGGCCAGCAGUACUACCCGGAUGGCCAUGGCGAUUACGCCUACCAGCAGUCGUCCUACACGGAGCAGAGCUACGAGCGGUCAUUUGAAGAGUCCACACAGCACUACUAUGAGGGCGGGAACUCCCAGUACAGCCAGCAGCAGGCUGGGUACCAGCAGGGCGCAGCCGCGCAGCAGACGUACCCCCAGCAGCAGUACCCCAGCCAGCAGAGCUACCCGGCACAGCAGCAGGGCUACGGGCCUGCCCAGGGAGCACCCUCACAGUACCCUGGCUACCAGCAGGGACAAGGCCAGCAGUACGGAGGCUACCGGGCAUCGCAGACAGGACCCUCCGCCCAGCAGCAGCGGCCAUACGGCUAUGAGCAGGCAAGCUUUCUGGAUGUCCCCAGACGUGCCCACCAGCUGUGUCUGUCAAGACAUAGUGAAGAUUUCUCUUAUGGUCAUGAGGAAUAAUGAGGUGGAACUAACUGGCUUCCAAGGUCUCCCCCAGAAUGUUAAUUCUCUGAG